GAUUCCAAGUUACCUUGGCAAUCAACGGGAAUCGACACCGAGACGAAACUGUAAAAGAGGCUCGAUUGAUGUCUGAAAAUGGCGUCGCGUGAAUUUCUGAAGAGUUUGAAGUAUUUUAUACCAAGAGGUGGUGAUAAAGUUUAUAAAGAUGAAUGUUUAUUGUGUUAUGAUUCACCGUACUCUGAUGGUGGGCUCUUUGUAUCCUUGACAACACUUCAGGGAUUCUGUCAAGAUCAUGUGAAGUUAUUUUGUAUAAAGCAUGGGAAAGAAGCUUUCUUGCAUUUGAAGAAAGUUAGGAAAUCAGUAGAUAUGAGCACUGCUGGAGAACCAGAAGCAAAGAAACCAACAAGGCUAGCUAUAGGAAUUGAAGGUGGAUUUGACCCUGAGAAGGAUAAGGCUCAAUACGACGACGUCAAUUCAGUGCAUAUCUUGGAAGCUGAUGGUACAAGGAUUGAAGAGGUUUCCCUUCCGAGUACUGAUUUACCCGAAAUGACAUUGAUGGCAGUCAGUGCAAUAUUGUCCCAUCAAGGUGCUUCAAUGCUAGACAACAUUGCUGCUUGGGAGGGUGACAAACGAAUGGUUUCCAAACAUGCCAAUGAUCUUCUUCAGUUGGACAAUGGAGUCAAGGUUCCACCAAGUGGCUGGAAAUGUUCAAAAUGUGAUCUAGUAGACAACCUGUGGAUGAACUUAACUGAUGGAACAAUACUUUGUGGUAGAAGGUAUUUCGAUGGUUCUGGUGGCAACAAUCAUGCGAUUGAAUAUUAUGCAGAGACAAAGUACCCAUUGGCUGUGAAACUGGGAACCAUAACUUCUGAUGGAGCUGAUGUAUUCUCAUAUGAAGAGGACAACAUGGUAGAAGACCCCAAACUCGAGCAACAUUUGGCCCAUUUUGGAAUUAACAUAUUCAAAAUGGAGAAGACUGACAAAACAAUGACAGAGCUCGAAAUCGAGGCAAACAUGAAAUUGAAAGCUGAAUGGGAUAAUAUUCAGGAGUCUGGUAGAGAUUUGAAGCCGAUGCAUGGUCCAUCGUACACUGGGAUGAUUAACCUUGGCAACAGUUGCUACAUGAACUCUGUGAUGCAAGUUUUGUUUACUACUCCUGAAUUCCAAGCAAGAUAUUUUUGCGAUGUCGGUGAAUGUUUUCUACAGUCAAAUCGUCAUCCAAUUGAAGACAUUGAAAUCCAAAUAAGGAAGUUGGCAAACGGUUUACUGUCUGGCAAGUAUUCAGCCCCGGGAGACGAUGGAGAGACGGAGAGACCGGGUCAGGGCAUAAGGCCAUCAACUUUUAAAUCAAUUGUGGCCGAAGAUCACAUUGAAUUCAGAACUAAUAGACAACAAGAUGCUUUUGAAUACCUUCUACAUUUGCUGACAUUGAUAAGUAGAAAAGAGCACUCCAGAUCAUCGAAAACUGACUUAAGAAGUUUGUUUGCCCUAGAGUUUGAGGAUCGGCUGCAAUGUUUAGCAAGCAACAAAGUUUCUUAUUCAAAAAGAGAGGAUGUGUCACUAAUGCUGCGAAUUCCGAUUGAAAAGGCAACCAAUGUUGCUGAAUACAAAGCUUUUGAGGAAAUGCGGAAAGAAAAAGAAGCAAAUAAGGAAAAAAUAGAUUCAUCUCAAAUUGUCCGUUUAAAUGUUUCAAUGACAGACUGUAUAGAAUCAUUUGCGCAGGCAGAGAUACUUGACAGCUUUUGUAGCAGUGCUGUUAAAGAACCCACACAAGCCUCAAGAACAACAAGAUUUGCCUCUUUCCCUGAUUAUCUGAUAGUGCAGAUGCGAAAGUUCACUGUUGACGACAAUUGGAUUCCGAGAAAAUUAGAUGUUUCAGUCGAUGUCCCUGAUGAACUGGACCUUUCACACCUUAGAGGAACUGGAUUGCAACCGGGAGAAGAAGAACUCCCAAAGGCAAGCACGCUGGAACCUGAAGAGCCAAAUAUUGAUGAAAAUAUGGUUCAGGAGCUUGCUGCAAUGGGAUUCGUUCUGGAAGGUUGCCGGAAAGCAGUUUAUAACACGAAAAAUUCAGGUAUAGAGAGCGCGAUGGAAUGGAUCCUUCAGCAUAUGGAUGACGCUGAUUUCGCCGAUAGACUGGAGUUGCCAUCAGCCAAAAAGUCGAAUUUCCAGCCAAACGAAGAAGCACUCGGCAUGAUUCAAAGCAUGGGUUUCACGAAGGAACAGGCCACCAAGGCGUUAAAAUCUACGGACAAUAAUGUAGAACGAGCCGUGGAUUGGAUAUUUAGUCACCCGGAUGAGCUGAACGCUGAAGAAAUGGAAGUUGACGAUGACAGCAGGUCAGCGGGGCCUAAAUUCUCAGAUGGACCUGGAAAAUAUCGCCUAUUUGCAUUCAUAAGCCACAUGGGAACUUCAACCUCCUGCGGCCAUUAUGUCUGCCAUAUUUACAAGGAAGGAAGAUGGAUUAUCUAUAAUGAUCGUAAGGUUGCAGUCUCCGAGAAGCCACCCAGAGACCUAGCUUAUAUUUACUUCUACAAGAGAGCUGAGACAUCAUGACGUCACAAACACCCUAGCAGCAACAUGAGAUAAAUUGGCCUUGUGCUCACAUUGCCAGAUACAGCAUUCUCCAGAGCGACUGUUUUGCUGCAAAACUUUUUGGAAAUUUUCCUUAAGUUUUAAGAUUUCAGCUCAAUGACGAUAUCAGUAUUUUCCACUUCACGUCUAGAGUUUUUCUAAUUUUGUUUUAAAACGUAAUAUCCUUUCUUUCCGUCAUAAAUUAUGAAAAAUUGAAAAAACGUUACUUGAAGAAGAGAAACAGUUUGAGUU
Molecule: messenger RNA, 2769 nt
Organism: Rhopilema esculentum
Lineage: Eukaryota; Metazoa; Cnidaria; Scyphozoa; Rhizostomeae; Rhizostomatidae
Product: ubiquitin carboxyl-terminal hydrolase 5
Biological process (GO): protein deubiquitination
Molecular function (GO): zinc ion binding; cysteine-type deubiquitinase activity; protein binding
Source: RefSeq, a predicted model, not a curated record